Molecule: messenger RNA, 4524 nt
Organism: Equus caballus (horse)
Lineage: Eukaryota; Metazoa; Chordata; Mammalia; Perissodactyla; Equidae
Source: RefSeq, a predicted model, not a curated record
CCUCUGCCCCGGAAGGUGGACUGCAGGAAGUGGAGCACCAUGAUGUUCUUCCCCGCAGGGAUCCAGGGACCCCUGCAGGAUGUGCUGAUGGGUGGGGGUUCACAUCCAGAUUAGCUGUUUAGGAGCUGGGUGACCCUGUGCCUGUUUGGCCUGUUACAAGGAUUACAUGGAAUUAGAUCAUUCAAGUGCUAGACAUAGUGGUCUGGGAACGUUAACUGUUGUUUUCGGGGGCUGCCUCCCAGGGAGAGAGAGCUCCUUGGGGCUGUUCAAGGUGGGUCAGGGUCCCAAUGUGCCCUGCUGUUUUCCUCUGAUUUUCUUGACCUGUAGGAGAUGUCACCGAUGGAGCUCUGCUAAGAGGCCACCCACUUCUGGGAUCAGGGCUUCCCUAAAUGAACACCUCCUCCCACUGGUGGAAGGAAGCUGUGGGCAGGGCUUUUGGGCCUUGGGAAAUAGGGUGCAGGUGUUGGGAAUGGGGGAACUCGGGGCCCCAGGGGCCUGCCACCCUUGCUCCCAAGGGAGCUGCCCAUGGGUGUUCCGUGCAGGUCUCAGAACCUCAGCAGCUGCUGGGGGGCCUAGGUCACCCCUGUGCGUCUCCGUUGUCCCUGAUGACACCGAGAUUUCACAACCCCAAAAGGUGGCCAGUUCCAGUGGAAACUGGGUAGACAGGUUCAACAAAGAGGGAGGAACCCCCUUCCCAAGUUCCAACUGUGCAGCAGGCUGGGACUGGGGUGGAGGAAUUGUUCCCCCAAUGCCCCACAACUGGUUGUUCCUAAACUUGGCUGCCCUAGCCCCAGGCCUGGCUGGGGAAGGGGGAGAGGAGCCUCCUGGAAUUCCUUCCUCCUUCCAUUCACUUGCAAGAAACCUGCAUUGAGCACCUACUGGAUAAACAGCCCAGGGCUGGAGCUGUGGGAAUCUCAGAUGAUAAGACCUUCGCCCUCCAGGAGUUUUAUAGUCCUGACGACGGUGGAACAUGGCUUCCCGCACCAGCCCAGUGCCCUCGGCUACAGCCCCUCUCUGCACAUCCUGGCCAUCGGCACCCGCUCCGGAGCCGUCAAGCUCUAUGGUGCCCCAGGGGUGGAGUUCAUGGGGCUGCACCGGGAGAACAACGCCGUAGUGCAGAUCCAUUUCCUGCCUGGCCAGUGCCAGCUGGUCACUCUGCUGGACGACAACAGCCUGCACCUGUGGAGCCUGAAGGUGAAAGGUGGGGUGUCAGAACUACAGGAGGAUGAGAGUUUCAUGCUGCGUGGCCCCCCAGGGGCUGCCCCCAGUGCCACACAGAUCACCGUGGUCCUGCCACAUUCCUCCCGAGAGCUGCUCUACCUGGGCACUGAGAGCGGCAACGUGUUUGUGGUACAGCUGCCUGCCUUCCGCACCCUGGAGGACCGGACCAUCAGCCCGGAUGCCGUGCUGCAGCGGUUGCCAGAGGAGGCCCGCCAGCGGCGCGUGUUUGAGAUGGUGGAGGCUCUGCAGGAACACCCUCGAGACCCCCACCAGAUCCUCAUCGGCUACAGCCGGGGCCUCGUUGUCAUCUGGGACCUGCGGGGCAGCCGUGUGCUCUGCCAUUUCCUCAGCAGCCAGCAACUGGAGAACGUGUGCUGGCAGCGGGACGGCCGCCUGAUUGUCAGCUGCCAUUCUGACGGCAGCUAUCACCAGUGGCCUGUGUCCACCGACGCCCAGCCACCGGAGCCCCUGCGCAGCCACGUGCCUUACGGUCCUUUUCCUUGCAAAGCUAUUACCAAAAUCUUCUGGCUGACCACCAGGCAGGGGUCGCCCUUCACCAUCUUCCAGGGUGGUAUGCCUCGGGCCAGCUAUGGGGACCGCCACUGCAUCUCAGUGAUCCACAAUGACCAGCAGACAGCCUUCGACUUCACCUCCCGUGUCAUUGACUUUACUGUCCUUGCCGAGGCAGACCCUGCAGCAGCCUUUGAUGACCCCUACGCACUAGUGGUGCUGGCUGAGGAGGAGCUGGUGGUGAUUGACCUGCAGACAGCCGGUUGGCCGCUGGUCCAGCCUCCCUACCUGGCCUCCCUGCACUGCUCUGCCAUCACCUGCUCCCACCACGUCUCCAACAUCCCCCUGAAGCUGUGGGAGCGGAUCAUUGCUGCUGGCAGCCGGCAGAAUACACACUUCUCCACCAUGGAGUGGCCCAUUGAUGGUGGCACCAGUCUGGCCCCGGCCCCGCCCCAGAGGGACCUGCUGCUCACGGGGCACGAGGAUGGCACGGUGCGGUUCUGGGACGCCUCUGGCGUCUGCUUGCGGCUGCUCUAUAAACUCAGCACGGUACGAGUGUUCCUCACUGACACAGACCCCAACGAGAACCUCAGUGCCCAGGGCGAAGAUGAGUGGCCCCCACUCCGCAAGGUGGGCUCCUUCGACCCCUACAGUGAUGAUCCCCGGCUGGGCAUCCAGAAGAUUUUCCUCUGCAAAUACAGUGGCUACCUGGCUGUGGCAGGCACGGCAGGGCAGGUGCUCGUGCUGGAGCUGAAUGACGAGGAGGCAGAGCACACUGUGGAGCAGGUGGAGGCCGACCUGCUGCAGGACCAGGAGGGCUACCGCUGGAAGGGGCACGAGCGCCUGUGUGCCCGCCCAGGGCCCGUGCGCUUCGAGCCCGGCUUCCAACCCUUUGUGUUGGUGCAGUGCCAGCCCCCGGCUGUGGUCACCUCCUUGGCCCUACACUCUGAGUGGCGGCUCGUGGCCUUUGGCACCAGCCACGGCUUUGGCCUCUUUGACCACCAGCAACGGCGACAGGUCUUUGUCAAGUGCACACUGCACCCCAGCGACCAGCUAGCCUUGGAGGGCCCACUGUCCCGUGUGAAGUCCCUAAAGAAGUCCCUGCGCCAGUCCUUCCGCCGGAUACGUCGCAGCCGAGUGUCCAGCCGGAAGCGGCGGCCAGCUGGGCCCCCGGGGGAGGUGCCAGAGGGAAGCUCCAGGGCAGAGCGGACGGGCCUGCAGAACAUGGAGCUGGCGCCUGUGCAGCGCAAGAUCGAGGCCCGCUCGGCGGAGGACUCCUUCACAGGCUUCGUCCGGACCCUCUACUUCGCUGACACCUACUUGAGGGACAGCUCCCGCCACUGCCCCUCACUGUGGGCUGGAACCAAUGGGGGUGCUGUCUACGCCUUCGCCCUGCGUGUGCCCCCCGCUGAGCGGAGAAUGGAUGAGCUGGUGCGGGCAGAGCAGGCCAAGGAGAUCCAGCUAAUGCACCGAGCGCCCAUAGUGGGCAUCCUGGUGCUGGAUGGACACAGCGUGCCCCUUCCUGAGCCCCUGGAAGUGGCGCAUGACCUGUCGAAGAGCCCAGACAUGCAGGGAAGCCACCAACUGCUUGUUGUGUCAGAGGAGCAGUUCAAGGUGUUCACGCUGCCCAAGGUGAGUGCUAAGCUGAAGCUGAAGCUGACCGCCCUGGAGGGCUCGCGGGUGCGGCGGGUCAGCGUGGCCCACUUCGGCAGCUGUCGAGUGGAGGACUACGGGGAGCAUCACCUGGCCGUCCUCACCAACCUGGGUGACGUCCAGGUGGUCUCAGUGCCCCUGCUCAAGCCCCAGGUGCGUUACAGCUGCAUCCGCCGGGAGGACGUCAGUGGCAUCGCCUCCUGCGUCUUCACCAAAUAUGGCCAAGGCUUCUACCUGAUCUCACCUUCGGAGUUUGAGCGCUUCUCUCUCUCCACCAAGUGGCUGGUUGAGCCCCGGUGUCUGGUGGACUCAGCAGAAACCAAGAACCACAGCUGCCCCCGCAAUAGAUCUGGCCCUGAGAAGGCCUUGGGCAGGGCCAGGAACUCAGGGAGCCAGAGCGAUGGAGAGGAGAGAAGGCCCAGCCCCGUGAUGGAGCACGCUCUGCUCAAUGACGAGAGGGUCCUGAAGGAGAUCCAGAGCACGCUGGAGGGAGACCGAGGGAGCUAUGGUGAUUGGCGUUCUCAGCGAGUGGCCGUGAGGUACAGCCUCAGCAAUGGGGGAGCGGAGUGAGCGGGACGCGCAUCCAGGCUGCGCGAUGAACACACUACUGAGGGCUCUUCCUCGGGGCACUGCCCCACCUGGAGAGACCUGUGCACUGGGCUGUACCAGGGGCUGGGGCGCCCCCGGGUUCACCCUGCUGCUGCUCCAGGCCUUGGGAGAGGAGCGACUCCAGGCCCUGGGGCUGCCCUCCCUGGGCCUCGUCUGUCUUGAUCCUUUUGUCAAUGUUGCACAGUUUUUAUUCCCUCUCCCCUUUUUGUAGUGGGCUGGGUUUUAAAUUAUGAAUUUUAACUGCCUCUGGGUGAAAAAGAGUUUUUAAUAAACACCUUAUUACCUCUUCACUGGACUAAUCCAAUGACUUUAAUUUUUUAAUUGUGCAGAAAUUUUCCACGUAAGUGGAAAUGAUCAUAAGGCGGUUUCCUCUGCUUGCCAGGGGAUAGAUCAUAAAGGGUCCAUCCCCUGGGCCAGGCUGGUGCUCAGGAGAAUCCGUUUUUUAAGCCAUUUCAAUCAGAGCAGACUGUGCUUGGUUGUAUCUGAACACUGUUUUGCCUUCUCUCUUUGGGAAUAAAUGGCAAGAGUUAA